AUGGCUGGAAAUGCUAGCUCAUCCGAUGAUAUCACUCGUCGCUUCGAAGCCAUGGAGCAGCGCAUCAACGUCCUCCAAAAGGAGAACGAAGCGUUGCACUCUCAAGUUAGGUCCACUGCCUCCAUCGCCACCGGAUCCAGGUUCCAGUACCGACGAGACACCUCCGGGUUAAACCGCCGCUUGGAUCUUGACGCCGCUCCAGAUCACCCCCUCCAUGUACCCUUUGGCGAACCUGGGGGUCCUGUUCUCCAGCAAAUCCGCGAAUUCGAUCCAUUACCGAAUCAACCCCGUUCUAACCCGAGUUGGCUUCCCCCGCCUCCAACUCAACCAUCUUCUGCAAGUACAUCGACAACAGUUGUCACCUCGACGGCUGCCCGGGUAAUCCCACCUCAGGUCGGCAUGACGACAUCCACCAUGGUAACGGCCCCCGCCUCCACUCCAGUGUCUCGUCCGUUGCCUCCCCCAAUGGUGACCAUGUCAAUGCGCUUGCCUGUUACGCUUCCGGCGCAAGGACCAACGCCAUCGAUUCAAAUGCCAUGGGAUCAACUCUUCUCUGUUAGGUUAUGA
Molecule: messenger RNA, 567 nt
Organism: Spinacia oleracea (spinach)
Lineage: Eukaryota; Viridiplantae; Streptophyta; Magnoliopsida; Caryophyllales; Amaranthaceae
Exons: 1
Coding region: 1-567 (188 amino acids)
Source: RefSeq, a predicted model, not a curated record